AUGGCAAGGUUCGAGCUUCAUAUCGCCGCGGCGGUGGUUUUGGCUGUGAUGGCCGGUAUUGCGACCGCAGGCGAAAACAAGGCACGGGUCAUGGCUCAACAGUCAUGCCAGGGCGACAUGCGGGGGCUAUGGAAUCAAUGUAUGCCCUAUGUCCAGAAGGGGGCGCCGCGGGAGCAGCCUUCGCAAGGGUGUUGCGACAUGAUCAAGAACACCGAUUUGUCGUGCGCGUGCAAGCACUUGUCCCACCAUGUCGAGCAGCAGCUCGAUAUGGACAAUGCCGUGUACGUUGCGGGGUACUGCGGGAACCCCCUCAGCCAUGGCAUGCAAUGCGGAGGUUAUACUGUCCCAUGA
Molecule: messenger RNA, 351 nt
Organism: Eucalyptus grandis
Lineage: Eukaryota; Viridiplantae; Streptophyta; Magnoliopsida; Myrtales; Myrtaceae
Exons: 2
Coding region: 1-351 (116 amino acids)
Source: RefSeq, a predicted model, not a curated record